UUUCCGGUCUUUUCUUCCCCCUCACAAAUUUCCAAAUAAUCCACAUCCCAGGCACGGACAGGGUCUGUGAUUCCCGCCAGGGGUGACUAGGCUAAGCACAGAACGAUGCUGAAAUUUGUGAUAUUAUCCCUUUGCGCGUGGUUUGUGGUGGGCAGCUCAGUUCACACUCACAGAGGGGCACACCUGGACAUCACCGAUGCCCUGGAGGAGCAUCUGGCGCAGGGACAAACCACUUUAAACGAGAUGUUCAGGGAAGUGGAAAAACUGAUGGAGGACACGCAGCAAAAACUAGAGGAGGCUGUUCACCAGAUGGAGAAUGAGUCUUCAAAAUCGUUGCUACAUGGACGCAACUUUCCAGACAGUUUUCACAAUGAAACUACGACAGUGAUCAAGGUUGGAAAUCGGACUGUUCAGCUGAUAGAGAGAAUCGACAAGGAAACAGAUGAUAAAACUGGAAAGACUAAUUUUUCCAGAACUCUCAUUCAGAACACUGAACGUUGGAAUGAAGUAGAUCACGAGUGCAUGAUUGAUGAGGACUGUGGGGACGGCAGCUUCUGCCUGUAUGAAAUCAUCACCUCCAAAUGUGUCCUGUGCCAGACAACUAAUAUGGAGUGCACGAAGGACGUGGAGUGUUGUGGAGAUCAGCUGUGUGUGUGGGGUGUUUGUUCUCAGAACAGAACUCAAGGACAGUCUGGAACAAUCUGUCAGUACCAGAGCGACUGCAGUCCUCAACACUGCUGCGCCUUUCACAAAGCCCUGCUCUUCCCCGUGUGCCGCCCCAAGCCACAGGAAGGCCAGGGUUGCCACAGUCACCCCAAUCAGCUGAUGGAUCUGUUACUGUGGGACGAGGAGGGGCCGCGGGAGCACUGCCCCUGUGCUGCAGGCCUGCACUGCCAGCCUCUCAAUAAUAAAUCAUUGUGUGUGGAUGAGAGGAACACUUCUGGUGAAGGAAAUGCGGACUGAUCGCUCCCAAACAAACUGAACAUUAAACAGUGUUGUAAUUUGACUCUAUUUGUAACAUCAAAGUGCCUUUGUCCUCCUAAUUCAAUAGGAGUAGAUUUAAUUUAUACCUUUUUUUUGUGUGUAAUUUGUGUGCUACUAUGUAAUAUGGAAUUACAAAUGUUUUAAAUAGUAUUUUGAUAAGACAAUGACAAUGUCCUGAAUAUGUGGACCUAGCUGGGCAUUAUAUUCCUUCCAAAUAAAUAUGAUUUAUGAGA
Messenger RNA from Carassius auratus (goldfish), 1217 nucleotides. RefSeq names its product dickkopf-related protein 3-like. Gene Ontology annotation, biological process: negative regulation of canonical Wnt signaling pathway; multicellular organism development. The record is from RefSeq and is a predicted model, not a curated record. Gene Ontology annotation, molecular function: co-receptor binding; receptor antagonist activity. Gene Ontology annotation, cellular component: extracellular region. Lineage: Eukaryota; Metazoa; Chordata; Actinopteri; Cypriniformes; Cyprinidae. The transcript has 7 exons. Bases 106 to 963 code for a protein of 285 amino acids.